AUGGCGACGAACGAUUCGAAAGCGCCGUUACGCUAUGUCAAAAGAGUACAAUUCGGCAUUCUCUCUCCCGAUGAGAUCCGACGUAUGUCGGUCACAGAGGGAGGGAUUAAAUUCCCUGAAACUAUGGAGGGUGGAAGGCCGAAGUUGGGAGGCCUCAUGGACCCUCGUCAAGGUGUAAUCGACAGAUCAUCUCGAUGUCAGACAUGUGCAGGGAAUAUGACUGAAUGCCCUGGGCACUUUGGUCACAUUGAUUUAGCCAAACCUGUCUUUCACAUUGGGUUCAUCACAAAAACUAUCAAGAUCUUGAGAUGUGUAUGCUUCUAUUGCAGUAAACUCCUAGUUAGUCCGAACAACCCCAAAAUCAAAGAAGUUGUCAUGAAAUCUAAAGGACAACCAAGGAAACGCUUGACAUUCGUUUAUGACUUGUGCAAAGGCAAAGCUAUAUGUGAAGGUGGUGAUGAAAUGGACAUCAAUAAAGACAAUCCAGAUGAUCCUUCCAAAGAACAGCCUAGGAAGCAAGGUCAUGGAGGUUGUGGUCGUUACCAGCCUAACUUGAGAAGAGUGGGGUUAGACGUCACAGCUGAAUGGAAACAUGUAAAUGAAGACUCACAGGAGAAAAAAAUAGCUCUUACAGCUGAAAGAGUGUGGGAGAUCUUGAAGCAUAUCACAGAUGAGGAGUGCUUCAUUCUGGGAAUGGAUCCUAAGUUUGCCAGACCUGACUGGAUGAUUGUAACUUCCCUGCCUGUGCCACCACUGUGUGUGCGACCUGCAGUUGUCAUGUAUGGCUCUGCCCGAAAUCAGGAUGAUUUGACUCACAAAUUAUCUGACAUUUUGAAAGCAAACAAUGAAUUGAUCAGAAAUGAGCAGGCUGGAGCUGCAACACAUGUUCUUGCUGAAAAUAUUAAAAUGCUCCAGUUUCAUGUUGCAACAUUAGUUGAUAAUGACAUGCCUGGACUGCCACGAGCAAUGCAAAAGAGUGGGAAGCCCCUCAAAGCAAUCAAAGCUCGUCUGAAGGGUAAGGAAGGACGGAUUCGUGGCAACCUCAUGGGAAAACGAGUUGACUUUUCUGCCCGUACUGUAAUUACUCCAGAUCCAAACCUUAGAAUUGAUCAGGUUGGAGUCCCUCGUUCAAUUGCACAAAAUCUCACAUUUCCUGAAAUAGUCACACCAUUCAACAUUGACAAGAUGCAAGAAUUGGUGCGAAGAGGAAACUCUCAAUAUCCUGGUGCCAAAUACAUUGUCAGAGACAAUGGGGAACGUAUUGAUCUGCGUUUCCAUCCCAAAACAUCAGAUUUGCACCUUCAGUGUGGAUACAAAGUAGAACGUCAUAUUCGUGAUGGUGAUUUGGUCAUUUUCAACCGACAGCCUACCUUACACAAAAUGUCCAUGAUGGGUCACAGAGUGAAAGUAUUGCCAUGGUCAACAUUCCGGAUGAAUUUAAGUUGUACUUCUCCUUACAACGCUGACUUUGAUGGAGAUGAAAUGAACCUACACGUUCCACAGUCCAUGGAAACCAGAGCGGAAGUGGAAAAUAUUCAUGUAACCCCUAGACAGAUUAUUACCCCUCAGGCAAACCAACCUGUCAUGGGUAUUGUGCAGGACACUUUAACAGCUGUCCGGAAGAUGACAAAAAGAGAUGUAUUCUUAGAAAAGGAGCAAAUGAUGACACUAUUGAUGUUCUUGCCUAUUUGGGAUGGUAAAAUGCCACAACCAUGUAUCCUAAAGCCCAAGCCACUAUGGACUGGAAAGCAAGUUUUCUCUCUUAUUAUUCCUGGUAAUGUAAAUCUGAUCCGUACUCAUUCAACUCACCCUGAUGAGGAAGAUGAUGGUCCAUACAAAUGGAUCUCUCCUGGUGACACAAAAGUAAUGGUAGAGCAUGGAGAGCUCGUCAAAGGUAUCCUGUGCAAAAAGACACUUGGUACAUCUGCAGGUUCUCUUUUGCACGUCAUCUUUUUGGAGUUAGGUCAUGAAGUCUGUGGUCAGUUCUAUGGUAAUAUUCAGACCGUAGUUAACAAUUGGCUUCUCCUUGAAGGCCACUCUAUUGGUAUUGGUGACACUAUUGCCGAUCGGCAAACAUAUGCUGAAAUUCAGAAUGCCAUCAAGAAAGCUAAGGCUGAUGUCAUAGAGGUCAUUCAAAAGGCACACAACAUGGAGCUGGAACCAACUCCUGGUAACACACUCAGGCAAACUUUUGAAAAUCAGGUCAAUCGUAUCCUUAACGAUGCUCGUGAUAAAACUGGAGGAUCUGCUAAGAAAUCUUUAACUGAGUACAACAAUUUGAAGGCUAUGGUGGUUUCAGGAUCAAAGGGGUCCAACAUUAACAUUUCUCAGGUUAUUGCUUGUGUGGGUCAGCAGAACGUUGAGGGUAAACGAAUUCCUUUUGGUUUUCGCAAAAGGACAUUGCCUCACUUCAUCAAAGACGAUUAUGGUCCUGAAUCGAGAGGCUUCGUUGAAAAUUCAUACCUUGCUGGGCUGACACCCUCUGAGUUUUACUUCCACGCCAUGGGAGGUCGAGAAGGUCUCAUUGAUACAGCUGUCAAAACUGCUGAAACUGGUUAUAUCCAACGUCGAUUGAUAAAGGCUAUGGAGUCUGUUAUGGUUAACUAUGAUGGAACUGUACGUAACUCUGUUGGGCAGCUCAUUCAGUUGCGUUAUGGUGAGGACGGUCUUUGUGGAGAAACAGUAGAAUUCCAGAACCUCUCUACUAUCAAACUGGCAAACAAAGCCUUUGAGCGCAAGUUCAAAUUUGAUCCUACCAAUGAAAGAAACUUACGUAGAAUAUUCAAUGAAGAUGUGAUGAAAGAACUGAUGGGCUCUGGAGAAGUAGUGUCUGAAUUGGAGAAAGAAUGGGAGCAAUUAUGCAAAGAUCGUGAGUCACUCAGACAAAUUUUCCCCAGUGGCAGCAACAAAGUCGUACUGCCUUGCAAUCUUCAAAGAAUGAUUUGGAAUGUUCAGAAGAUUUUCCAUAUCAACAAGAGAGCACCAACUGAUCUCAGUCCGUUAAGGGUCAUACGUGGUGUUCAAGAGCUGCUUACAAAAUGUGUCAUUGUAGCAGGAGAAGAUAGGUUAAGCAAAAUGGCCAAUGAGAAUGCCACUCUUUUAUUCCAAUGUUUGGUGAGAUCAACUCUUUGUACCAAGUGUGUUGCAGAAGAGUUCAGGCUGUCUUCAGAAGCCUUUGAAUGGUUGAUUGGAGAAAUUGAGACAAGAUUCCAACAAGCACAGUGUUCACCUGGUGAAAUGGUUGGUGCUUUGGCUGCACAGUCUCUUGGAGAGCCUGCCACUCAGAUGACACUGAACACUUUCCACUUUGCUGGUGUGUCUUCCAAGAACGUAACCCUCGGUGUGCCUAGGCUGAAGGAAAUUAUUAACAUCAGUAAGAAGCCAAAGGCCCCGUCUCUAACUGUCUUCCUCUCUGGAGUAGCAGCUCGAGAUGCUGAGAAGGCCAAAAACGUCCUGUGCCGUUUGGAACACACCACUCUUCGUAAAGUUACAGCUAAUACUGCUAUUUACUAUGAUCCUGACCCUCAGAACACUGUUAUUUCUGAAGAUCAGGAAUUUGUUAAUGUGUAUUAUGAAAUGCCUGACUUCGACCCAACAAAGAUCUCACCAUGGCUUCUCCGUAUUGAACUUGACAGAAAGAGGAUGACUGAUAAGAAGCUUACUAUGGAACAAAUUGCUGAGAAAAUUAAUGCUGGUUUUGGUGAAGAUUUGAACUGCAUAUUUAAUGAUGACAAUGCUGAGAAGCUGGUACUUCGUAUUCGUAUUAUGAACAGUGAUGAUAGUAAAUUCCAAGAUGAAGAAGAACAAGUAGACAAGAUGGAAGAUGAUAUGUUCUUGCGAUGCAUUGAAGCUAACAUGCUUUCAGACAUGACUCUUCAAGGAAUUGAAGCAAUUGGUAAGGUAUACAUGCAUCUUCCUCAAACAGAUGCUAAAAAGAGGAUUGUCAUCACUGAAACUGGAGAAUUCAAGGCCAUUGCUGAGUGGCUCCUUGAAACUGAUGGUACUAGCUUGAUGAAGGUUCUCAGUGAAAGAGAUGUUGACCCUGUGAGAACAUUCUCCAACGACAUUUGUGAAAUCUUCCAAGUACUUGGAAUAGAAGCUGUCCGAAAGUCUGUAGAAAAGGAAAUGAAUGCUGUGCUUCAGUUCUAUGGACUUUACGUCAACUACCGACAUUUGGCUUUGCUUUGUGACGUAAUGACGGCUAAAGGUCAUCUUAUGGCCAUCACUCGUCAUGGUAUCAACAGACAAGAUACUGGUGCACUGAUGAGAUGUUCUUUUGAAGAAACUGUGGAUGUGUUGAUGGAUGCUGCUUCUCAUGCUGAGGUGGACCCAAUGAGAGGAGUGUCAGAGAAUAUUAUCAUGGGACAGUUACCACGCAUGGGAACAGGCUGCUUUGAUCUUCUUUUGGAUGCAGAGAAAUGUAAAUAUGGUAUUGAGAUUCCAAUGAAUAUUGGAGUUGGAAUGGGAAUGGGUGGAGGAAUGUUGUUUGGAUCUGCGGCUACACCAUCAAGCCCCCAGAUGACACCAUGGAACCAAGGAGCAACACCCAUGUAUGGAAGUGUUUGGUCUCCACACAUCGACAGUGGAAUGACCCCUGCUGGUAUCACUUUCUCUCCGUCUGCUUCGAGCGAUGCCAGUGGUAUGUCGCCAGCAUAUGCAUGGAGCCCAACACCCGGCUCACCGGGCUCACCUGGGCCGUCUACGAGUCCCUACAUCCCCACAAGCCCUGCUGGAGCAAGCUCACCAAGUUAUUCUCCAUCCAGCCCGGCGUAUGCCCCAACUUCUCCCAGCAUGGCGGCUUCGCCCAACUACAGCCCGACAUCGCCUUCCUACUCCCCUACUUCUCCCAACUACAGCCCCACUUCACCUAGUUACUCACCAACAAGUCCAAGCUAUAGCCCAACCAGUCCUAGCUAUAGUCCCACCAGUCCUAGCUAUAGCCCUACAAGUCCUUCAUACUCUCCCACAAGUCCCUCAUACUCUCCUACAAGUCCCUCAUAUUCUCCCACAAGCCCAUCAUAUUCUCCCACCAGUCCUUCCUAUUCCCCGACCAGUCCAUCUUAUUCCCCAACCAGUCCAAGCUACAGUCCUACCAGCCCGUCAUACUCUCCAACGAGUCCUUCAUAUUCUCCUACUAGUCCAAGCUACAGCCCGACAAGUCCAUCCUAUUCUCCUAGCUCGCCCAACUACACCCCUGCUUCUCCAUCGUACUCUCCUACGUCACCGUCCUACUCGCCGAGCUCCCCGCAGUACUCUCCCGCGAGCCCGAGUUACUGCCCGUCGUCUCCAAAGUACUCUCCCACAUCGCCAUCGUAUUCACCAACAUCUCCCAGUUUCCCCAGCUCGUCGCCUCAAUACACCCCGGCGUCGCCUCAGUACUCUCCUACCUCACCGACUUACUCUCCUACUUCUCCAUCAUAUUCUCCUACCUCUCCUUCUUACUCUCCAAGCUCACCGCAGCACACACCUGGGGGUGCUCACUACUCCCCCACAUCACCAAAAUAUUCUCCAACAUCUCCCACUUACUCUCCUACCUCACCUCAGUACUCUCCAUCAAGUUCCAAAUAUUCACCUACAUCACCCACUUACACACCAACUUCACCUAAUUAUUCUCCAACGUCUCCUACCUUUUCUCCUACAGCUCCGGGCUAUUCACCUACUUCUCCAACUUACUCACCUUCCUCUCCUGCUUAUGAACCAGAAUCAGAUUAAAGUAGCUGCUUUAGUUUGAAGGAAACGCAUUUCUAUUCUAUGGUAUCUCAUUUGUUGGCUAAUAAAUAUUUGUUGCUUUUAUGGAGGCAUCGUUGCCUCUCAAGAUUAUGUCAUUUUAUUUAUUUUAUGGAACUGAGAUUUUUUUUUGGAGAAGUUUGGUUUAGCUCAAUUGAGUUAUGUCUGACUGUAUGUAGGUAAGGAUCUUUAAGUGAGAUGUGUUCUCUUGUUGUAAAUACCAAAUUCUAAUGGUAAUAUAACUUUGGGUAUUUCUAUGGAAGAAUUAUAAUGUAAAUAGCUAUAAAAAUUACUGUGUAUAAUUUAAAAUCUUAGUGCCGUGGUCGCUUUUUUGAAUCUUUAGUUACCAUGUGACAAAAACAACUUUUAUGUAUGGGUGCUGUAUAUAUCAUCUUUGCUGUAUUUCUUCUUUUAAAUUAGAAAUUGUUUUUAGUCAAUGACUCUUUUGAUGUGUAUAGGAAAUAUUCAAAGACUGUCCUAAAAAAGGAAAGAUUUUGUAAAGAUCUAAAAAUAAUUUUGUAUGGAACUUCUCAAGAAGUCAUCAGAAUGUUAAAAAUAUGUCCUACAGUAACUGACUGGUCCCAGUGUAUACAUUGUGUACAGGUUUUCUUUUUGAAUUUGCCAUCUAUGUAGGUUAAAUAGUCCAGUCUUAUCACAUGCUGGUGUUAAAUCUUGUUACAUGGUAUAAUCGGAUCAUUUGUGUUUUGCACGUUAUUGAUUGUACCUUGUACAUGGAAUUGUUUAAAUAAAAACUCUGAACAAAUAAACUUUGUUUUUACUG
Molecule: messenger RNA, 6508 nt
Organism: Thrips palmi
Lineage: Eukaryota; Metazoa; Arthropoda; Insecta; Thysanoptera; Thripidae
Gene: RpII215
Product: DNA-directed RNA polymerase II subunit RPB1
Exons: 19
Coding region: 1-5712 (1903 amino acids)
Biological process (GO): transcription by RNA polymerase II
Cellular component (GO): RNA polymerase II, core complex
Molecular function (GO): DNA binding
Source: RefSeq, a predicted model, not a curated record